CACGGCGUUAAACAUAGACAGAUCGUGAUGCGACGAAUCCUCUCUUCCCACAAUGCCGUGCAGGCGAGUCUAUUUGAGCUGUCUGUGGUCCUGAAACUGCGCGUGCCGGCGGCUCGAGAGCAAACUCAACACAAUCGCGUGAUCCAUCCUCAGUCCUCCAGCAUCCUUCUCAGAGAGCCAUCACACCGAGGCUAAGAGGACAAUAGAGGAGCAGGCUACAGCCCGCUUCUAGUGCUACCAGAGACAACAGUCGUGGGCCUACUAAACAGACCAGCAUGGCAUUUCGCGGAACCUUCUACUGAACGAUAUGGAGGCCAAACAACAUUCGAUUAAAAGCUUGAAGAGCUAUCCUGAGGCGGGCGGCCGAAGUCUAGCGGCGGCUGCAGGUGGAGACGGAGGAGGAGGCUAUCGUGUCGUUACAGCGGAGAUGGAGAUGGAGACCAAAAUACAGAAAGCCAUUGACUUCAAAUUAGAGGGCCAUCGAUGUUACAAAGAGAAGAAAUUUCGGGAAGCUAUCGGAAAGUAUCACAGGGCUUUGCUGCAGUUGAAAGGAGUUCAUGUUGUCGAUGGGACCACGGGUUCCGAGGUCAGUCUGCUGAACCAAGCCGCAGCCAAGCUAACAGAGGAACAGCGGAAAGCUGUGGAAAGCACGGAGAUCGAAUGCUAUGAUAGUCUGACAGCCUGUUUGCUGCAGUCAGAGUUGGUGAACUACGAGCGAGUGAAGGAGUACUGUCUUAAGGUUCUGGGACACCAGCAGGACCAUUUUAAGGCUAUGUAUCGUGCCGGUAUUGCCUUCUAUCACCUGGGCGAUUAUGAAUGUGCCCUACGUUACCUGCGUGAUGCCAAGUGCCGUGAGCCCACAGAUACAAACGUUCUUCGGUACAUCCAGCUGACGGAGAUGAAGAUGAGCAAGAGUGGACAAAGAGAGAGAGAGAGUGGCAAAGACGUGCUGGGCUAACGCCUCUGCCCUCUCUCUCUCCCGUCCUUUUUCUCCUGACCAAGCGUCCUCCUCCUCCUCCUCCUCCUCCUCCUCCUCCUCCUCCUCCUCCUCUGCUUCCUCUGCCCGUCGGCCAUCUGAGGUUUAGCACCGCUCGCAGCUGGACACUUUCAGGGCACUGUCCCCCCCUGUACCCCCCUGUCCCCCUUUAGAACAACCCAAUUCCCUUAUGGUAAGAAGCCUGUUUUGGUCCCUUUAAAGCCCAUUGUUCCCAGUGCUUCGAUUUCUUUCCCAGGUACAGACUGACAGAACAACCAACCAACCAACCAACCAACCAACAAACCACCACAGAGAAGGAAUCAGAAGGGAAGUAGUAUACAGACAUGGUAACAAAUGCUAGAAUGGCACAGCAACUUAAAAAGACACUGAUAAUACAAGAUUUCACAUCAUGUACCAAGGGUGUGUAUGAAAAAAAAUCAUGCUUUUUUAAGCCAGAAGACAUUGGCUGAGCUAUAGGACUGUAUGGAGGUUUCUUGCAUUAUGGCUUGGCUUUGGAUAUGAAGGUUAUGUUCUGUAAUGCAUAUCAAGGCUUUAGUUCCCAAUAAGACAAGCUAAACGAGUCAUUAUACAUAGAGUAAUGUAUAGUACUUGAUUGUUCCAGUGUCCCCUCACCCUGCUUCUACAUAAUGGUAAGAAUAAGCAUCGCUAUAGAUAAUUCUCUUUCCUUUUUAUCGGUCUUGGUAUUCAUCUACCUGCCUUUGUUUUCCUCUCUCUCUCUCUCUCUCCCUUCCUCUCGCUCUGUCUUAUUUCAGACAUGAAUUAGAUCUCAGUUUCUCAACUCUUUGUAUUCAAGGGCUAAUUCAAAUACUUGUCAUUUUUCCCUCUGUUUUCUCUCUACUUUGUUGAUUUGGGGGUUUAGCGUCAUUGGAGUUACUGAUAGUGGUCGAAACAAGUGUAUGUUUUUUCUCUUUCUUUAAGGACAAAAAUACAGCUCAAGUACAGUCUCUGUUCUACUGUUAUCAGGUGUGUUUCGUGAACCAGUGUCUUGAAUUAGUUGUCCAUUUCUCCUAGUGUAUAUUGUUAGAAUGUUAAGCCUGACUUCCCCUCUUGCUUUGAAUGGUGGUCCAGUCACAGGCAAGUGUUACCAACCUUCUGAUGCUGAUGAAACAAUGGGGGGUACAGUACAUGGGGUACAUGGUAAAGGUACUCCAAACUCACAGGAUAACUGUGUAUUUGAACUGAUACGGUAAUCAGAUAACACAUAAAAUUGGAUUCCUUUUACUUUACUACAGACAAUGUAGUAAAACCUCUUUAUAAAUGAUAACAUGGUUAUUGCGGUCAAACUCAUAAAGCAGCCAAGAAGACCAUUCAUUUAAGGAAUUGUAUGCUUUGAUUUUCUUGAAAUAAGUUUAGGUGACAAUGUCAUCAAUACCAGGCCAGGAAAAGGACAAUUCAAGAGCAUGUCUUGAUUUUGAGUGUGCAAUAUGUGAUGUAUGUGUAAGUUGCGGACGUUUAUGUUAGGUUUGUGAUCGGGAAUCUUACUUGACCUUUUGUCAAUCAUGUCCAGGUAAAUUUUCAUGAUCCUUUUAGUGUCAUUUCAAUGCUGUCAUUUUCUUCUGGAUCCAGAAAAAUCUUAUUUAAAUAGUCUUGGUUGAUUCUAAAUGGAUGUCUCUCAGUUGAUUUUCUCCUAGUGUUCCCUGCAUGUCUACAAACGUUAUGGGCAUUUUGGAAUGGUAUGCAGUGGUCUUAAUUUCUUGUCCUUUGUAUCCAGUAUUCUUUGGGCUUAAGGGAUAUGGUUACUAUACAGCAGUGUGUAUCAGUAAAAAGAUACUGAGGAGGUUCUGAAUUAACUCAUUUUUUCUACUACCUUAUACAAAGCAGACAGCUAGUUAUGUCCGUGGGACUUAAGCCAUUGGAAGAGAAAAGCUAUAGAAGGAUAAAGGAUCUGAAAGAUAAAGUGACCCCACCCACAGCUUCGGUGUUUUUUGAUAGAUGUCAUUGAUCAAUAUGAAAUCUCUGCAUUUCAAAAUAGCUGCAGAAGCUAGUUAUGGUUCUCUCUGGAAUUCCUUAAAGAAUCACAUGAGCUAUAAUGUAAUUUGAAUUGGUUAGCUAGCUAGACUAAUGUAGAAAAUGGUGUGGAUUUAGUUCUGUUUCUGUCUCUCUGUCAAAGAAGACAGAGAGAGUGCUGUUGUGGAGUGAAGUUAUCUAAAAAAAAAGUGUAUUUAUUUCUCUGGUGCCUAAUUAUCUGGGCGAUAUCUUCUGGGCCAAUGAAUAGGACAUACCAUUGUGCUUGCAACUGCAGAGGCUUACUUCAGAGUGACAGCCACCCCAUUAAUCAAAGUGUGCAGCUCAGAUCAAAACAAAAGCACAAACAUAAGGACAUGGAUGAGGAAAUAGUGUCUUUUUUUCUUUGAUGUCAUUUGAGAUGUGUGUCUGUCAAUGGUCGAAGUAGAAUUUUGUGGUUUUGACAAUUUUAAGGGGGGAGGGAUUGAGAAAAUAACGGUUGUAGAGAGCUUUACUUUCAUUACUGUAAUGAUAUUAAACUAAGAGAGUAAAAUUCAAAUUUGAGAUUACAACCUCUGUGACCGUAAUUCUGGAGAUAAAGUUCAUGUGUGUGUAUGUUUGCUUGUAUGUGUGUUGGGUCAUUUUCUAAUUUAUUUUUGGAUAUCUGUAAAUUGCUCCAAGGGUUUGGGUUGGUCUCUGACCUCUACUGGAGAAGGUCUGUAAAUGUCCUGCAUGAAAGAGAUGGGAGGAGGCAAAGCGAAAAAAGGACAUUAAUUUUUUCCCCUCUUUCUUGCUUUAAUUUUUUAUGCGUUUUAAGGGACUCUGAACUGGAAAUUACCCAGUGGUGGUAGGUUUGUCAUCGUGGAUCAUGAGUCUGUCCUAAGAGAGUAUUGUGGGAUAUUGGAUAUUAUAUGACAUUAAAACUGGUUGUACUGAACUGCUAGUCCAGGAAUGCACUACUGAUUGGUAUUCAAAAAUGAUAAAUAAAGUUUAAACAAAACCCAUGGUGUGA
Messenger RNA from Alosa sapidissima (American shad), 3953 nucleotides. RefSeq names its product tetratricopeptide repeat domain 9B (gene ttc9b). Gene Ontology annotation, molecular function: protein binding. The record is from RefSeq and is a predicted model, not a curated record. Lineage: Eukaryota; Metazoa; Chordata; Actinopteri; Clupeiformes; Clupeidae. The transcript is spliced from 4 exons. Bases 308 to 958 code for a protein of 216 amino acids.